Acanthosepion pharaonis is the source of this 2403-nucleotide messenger RNA. The record is from the annotation of a GenBank genome assembly. Lineage: Eukaryota; Metazoa; Mollusca; Cephalopoda; Sepiida; Sepiidae.
AUGGAUCUAUCUAUCUAUCUAUCUAUCUAUCUAUCUAUCUAUCUAUCUAUCUAUCUAUCUAUCACUUUCUUUCUCUCCUACUCUGUACAUUAUCUAUCUAUCUAUCUAUCUAUCUAUCUAUCUAUCUAUCUAUCUAUCUAUGUUAGUUGGUUAGCAUCUACCUCAUUUUUCUUUCUUUUUCAUUUUCUUUUUGUCUUAUCUCCUUCCAAUUUAAAUAAUUUUUUCUUCCUCUUUAAUUUUUUAAUUUAUUUCUUCCGAGUUUGUAUCUGUUUUAUUUGUUCUAGUUAUAUUCUUUCUUUCUUUCUUUCUUUUUUCUUUCUUUCGUUCUUUCUUUUUCAGUUUAUUUUUGUUUCCUUUUCGUUAAUUUUUUCUUUCUUUCAUUGUAAAAUUCUUUCUUUUUUUCUAUGUCAGUUAACAAAUCUAUUCGUAUACUCUUCUUUCUUUUUUGUUUUUGUUCUAUUUCUUUUUUCUUUCUUUCAUUUUUCUUUCUUUCUUUCUUUCUUUUCUUUCUUUCUUUCUUUCUUUCUUUCUGUUAUUUACUCACACAGAGGUUCGUUCCGAUUGUCAACAGGGUCCGAAGCCUUCUUCAACGCAUCUCUGUCUCGUGACGACCUCCACGUCUCACUCGAAACUCGUCUGAAUUUCCUUUUAGUACCGGAAACAGAAUCGAUUGGAUCGCCAGUCGUCGCACAAGAGUCAGCUACGAUACAGUCAUUUUUAAGUUACACCGAUUAUAUCAGUUGUUUUAGGGAUGGUUUUUCAUUCUUCACCCAUUUAAUGAUUUUCAUUGACUUGUUUCUAUCUUUCUACCUCUGUUUACAUCUGAAUUUAUCUCUCUUAUUAUCUGUUUUUCUCACAAUUUCUUCUUGUUUGUUUCUUUUUUUCCAUUCCUUUCUUUCUUUCUUAACAUUCUCAUCUUCCUUUCCAUUUCUUUCUUUCUUUCUUUCCAUUUCUUUCUUAAUAUUCUUUUUCUUUCUUUCGUUUUCUUUCUUUCUUUCUUUCUUUCUUUCUUUCUUUCUUUCUUUCUUUCUUAACACUCCAUUCUUUCUUAAUAUUCCCUUCUUUCUUUCUUUCGUUCGUUCUUUCUUUCUUUCUUUCUUUCUUUUUCUUUCUUUCUUUCUUUCUUUCUUUCUUUCUUUCUUUCUUAACACUCCAUUCUUUCUUAAUAUUCCCUUCUUUCUUUCUUUCGUUCGUUCGUUCUUUCUUUCUUUCUUUCUUUCUUUCUUAACAUUCCUAUCUGUCUUUCCAUUUCUUUCGUUCUUUCUUAAUAUUCCACACUUUCUUUCUUUCUUUAAAUCCUCGUCUUUUUUCCUCUAUGUUAAUUGUUGCCCAUUGGUUGCGACCUGGGUUCAAAUCUCACCACUGUCAAUUUCACCACACGUCUUUUUGUCUGCUUCUUUUCAUUCCUUUUAUUUUUCGUCUUCUUUACACUCUCUUUCCUUUUCUUUUUCUUCUCCUCUAAACUAUCUCUCUUUUUCUUUUUCUUCUUCUUCUUUGCACUCUCCUUUUUCUAUUUCAUCUUCUUUCCACUCUCCCUCUUUUUCUAUUUCGUCUUCUUUCCACUCUCCCUCUUUUUCUAUUUCAUCUUCUUUCCACUCUCCCUCUUUUUCUAUUUCGUCUUCUUUCCACUCUCCCUCUUUUUCUAUUUCGUCUUCUUUUCACUCUCCCUCUUUUUCUAUUUCGUCUUCUUUCCACUCUCCCUCUUUUUCUAUUUCGUCUUCUUUUCACUCUCCCUCUUUUUCUAUUUCGUCUUCUUUUCACUCUCCUUCUUUUUUUAUUUUGUUUCCUUCUUUGCGCUAUCCUUCUUUUCUUUUUUGUUUUUUCCCCUCUUUCUACAGUACUACGUUUUUUUUUUCAUCUACUUCUGUGCUCACUUCUUCCUUUUCUUUUUUGUCCUUCUUUCUAAUCUCCUUUGCACUCAUUUUUCUCUUUUGUUAUUCAUCUGAUUCUCCGUUUCUUUCCCUUUUCUUAUACUUCUUUUUUUUUUACACUUUUCUUUUACUGUCAGAUUAUUUUCCUUUUGUUUUUUCUUACCUUGCUCUCCCCCUUGCCCAACCCAGAGCUUUUUCUCCUCACCUUUCCGCCUCCGUCCUAUCCAUUGCCCCCAUAGUGACGCGUAUGCGCACACAUUUGCUUCCAUUGUCACAGUUCGUCAUUUGUGGCACUCUACAAGUAAAACCUCUCGCUCCAACCCCAUGCCACGCAAAUUGGUUGGAGCCUCUUGCCACAAGUGAUCUAACCACGCAAACACCAGCUAACGUUGUUUCUUCCUUCUCGAGCGCCUGUCCAACACAAACUUGUCAAUCAAAGGUCCGCUCUUGUUCCUCCGUGUCUAGAGAAGUGCAGCCUUUUCCUGGACACUCUGUGUCGAAAGCUUUUCAGAUUGACAGGCGAGUGUGUUAG